GCCGUACAGAAGUCCUAGGAGUGGGGGAUGCGUCGAAUGUAUUUUGUGAGCGAAGAAAGGAAGGAAGACGGAGUUCGAAAAUGUGUGGUGGGGGACGCUAUACCUUUGUUGCCAGCGUGAAGUAGUACACAUGACUUAAAGCUAAGCGGAGAAAAUUACUUUUUGAGCAGCAGGAAGUUACGCGCAGAGUGAUAUACAGAAUGGCAGCCAGGCAGUUGCGCCAGAGUCCGAGUCAGUCCCAGUGUCGACGCGUGAGCACUGGGCGCGAGGAGCCGGAUGACGACUCGGAUUCGGAGGAGCCCAACAUCGGCCUGAAGAGGCCAGAUGAUGCCCAGCCGCAGAUCAUCCACAGCGGACACUUCAUGGUGUCUUCCCCGCACAUCGAGCACCCGCCCAAGAAGGGCUACGACUUCGACACGGUGAACAAGCAGACGUGUCAGACUUACCACUUCGGCAAGACGAGCACGGCGCACUUCUCAAUCGACGCGUCCCUCACCAAGCUCUUUGAGUGCAUGACUCUGGCGUACAGUGGGAAGCUAGUGUCCCCAAAAUGGAAGAAUUUCAAGGGCCUCAAGCUACUGUGGAGAGACAAGAUCCGACUGAACAAUGCCAUCUGGAGGGCCUGGUAUAUACAGUAUGUAGAGAAGAGGGAGAAUCCAGUCUGCCAUUUUGUCACUCCUCUGGAUGGUACCAUGGCCUCGGAUGAUCAUCGUCCGUCUGAGACCACCACCGCUACAGAAGGCAAAUACUGGAAAAGGAGAAUUGAGAUUGUUAUCCGAGAAUAUCACAAGUGGAGAACAUACUUCAAGAAAAGGUUACAGAAACACAAGGAUGAUGAUCUUUCCAGCCUACUCAAGGGAGCGGAAGAGCAGUUCUCACUUUUUGGGGAGGUCUUUCCAGACGCCAUCCGUGUCUCCCUUUGUCAGGACGAGGAGCUGUCCUUCCGCCGCGGGGCUCGCAAGAGUCGUGACUCACCAGUACCCAUGGAAAUGGAGCAGCUCUUUGACAUGGACAUGCUCAUGUCUGAGUUCUCAGACACGUUGUUUUCCACACUGGCCUCCCACCAGACUAUUGGCUGGCCCAACCCCAGGGAGAUUGCGCAUGCUGGUAAUGCAGACAUGAUCCAGCCUGGACUCAUCCCACUGCAGCCCAACUUGGACUUCAUGGACACGCUUGAGCCUUUACAAGAUUUGUUUCACGCCUUUCGGCAGCCAGUAAUUCCCUCCCUGUCCUCAGCUGCCUCAUCUGUGGCCCAUUUAACAGCCAGUGUCUCUCAGACUCCGACUACCCUGCUGCCAUCCAUUGACCUUCCAACAGACCUCCCAUCCGUCAGCCUAGACCACAGGGCCAUCUCACCGGACCCUGUAUCCAUAGUCUCAGCCAGUAACAGCAACAGAAGCAGUGCUACUCCUGCCUAUAGACAGAACUACAUGCCUGUCUUACCCAGGCUGGUGGUUACAGGGCCAGGUCCUGUUGUUUCUGCACCUGUGGCUCCACCCCUGAUGCAAACGGCAUCCCCUGCCCUUCCUCCUCUCAGCCACCCAAUACUGAGCCAGGAUUCUGCAGUGACCCCACUGGCUGUCCUGAACAGCUCCCAACCCCCAUCAGUCAUCACCCACACAGCAUCUUCCACAGUCACACCCAGUGAUGCUGCCACGACCUUCAGUCAGAGCUCUGCAUUUGCAGCGCCAAGGGCUUCCUGCAGACCCACCACCCAGCUACAGACAACCAUACCUACUCUGCAGCCUGCUGUACAACCCAGCAUGCAGCUGACACAAACUUUUGCCCUGCCCAGGCCCAUCCAGUCUUCCAGUACAAGCAAGAAAACAAGACGCAUCAAGCCUAUUGCUUCCCACACUAUCUCUUCACCUCACCUCAUUUUGGCACCUUUUCCAGGACAGCACAGCACCUUGAUUGUUACACACAACCCGUUAAAGGCCGAAGUUGUCUCCAAGUCUGGUGUCUCUACUUCUUCCUCAAAUGUUGGAACGGCACCUGGAUUUCAUAUCCUUGCACAGACUCAGAAAUCACCACAGCUUAUUGUUCCCAAGGAAGAAAUGGCUGCCUCCUCAACCAACUGCCAGACACAGACAUCUUCAUCCAGCACAGGGCGAGAUGGGCUCUGCUCUGGUCAGGGAUCACCAUGUGGGCCUGAAUUUCCAGUCACACCCAGUCCAGUUCCCAGUCAGUCACCUCACACCCCUAAUCAAGUUCCUAGCCCCCAGUCACCCCACAACACUUGCACUAGUCUGACCAAGAAUGAACCGAACCAGGGUCGAAGAGUAAAUCACAUUUCUGCUGAACAAAAAAGACGUUUCAACAUAAAUAUCGGGUUCAAAACGCUUUGUGGUUUGGUGCCAACCUUGAAGUCUCAGACCAAUUUGAAACCGAUCAGCAAUGCUACAACCUUGCAGAAGACGGUGGAGUACAUCAGUAAGCUCCAGCAGGAGAGAAUGCAGGUUCAAGAGGAGAUGAAACGGCUGCGUGAGGAGAUUGAGGAACUCAACAGUUCCAUCAACUCAUGUCAGGAGCAGCUGCCAGCCACAGGGGUCCCAAUUACACGACAUCGCAUUGAUCACAUGCAGGAGAAAUUUGAUGAGUAUGUGAAGACCAGGACCCUUCAGAACUGGAAGUUCUGGGUUUUUAGCAUCAUCAUCAAGCCACUGUUUGAAUCCUUCAACGGGACAGUGUCCACCUCCAGCAUGGAGAAACUGUGUCAGACGACAGUAGAGUGGCUGGACCGGCACUGCACCCUACCUGUGUUGAGACCCAUGGUUUUGAGCACUCUUCGGCAUCUGAGCAUCAGCACCUCCAUUCUGACUGACCCCUCCCUACUGCCUGAAGAAGCAAAGCAGGCCGUGUCCAGUCCAUACCAGCAGCCCGGCCAAUCCUAGUCAGAUUACGGGGUGUGUUAGGGCAUGGAGCUUUCAUAGCAGUGGCUGUAGGGGAGGAAGUUUCCGGUUUGUACAGUGGAGAGUUUUUUGAAAGCAGAACUGAUAAAAAGGGUAGUGAUAGGUGGGGGGGUGAGAGAACUAUGUCCUCACUGCAUUUUUCCAGCUCUGCUGCCUCUUACCAUAAAUACUUGCAUUGAUUGUUGAAUAUCUGGCUUUCUGAGCCCCUCUGCAGUUGGGUGCUUGCUCACUAUGGCUUUACAUCCUAUGCUGUUCCUAGUGGUAUUAAUGCCAGUUACUACAGGAAUGAUAACCACGAAAUGCGCUGCACAAAAAGUUUGCAAGAGAAUGCUGCACACAAGCAUGUUUUAAGAUGUUUGCCUUUUUCAUGUUAGCAUUUAAAUGUUGAUUCCCUCAUACACAGAUGUAUACAGACACUGAGCUCAGAAGAGACCACACUUUUUCUGUGCCACCGCAGUGUUUGGUUUCCAUCUCAUUUAUAAAAUUAAUACUGUGGUGGAGGGAAAAGCAGCAUCUGAACUCUGUACCUCCACCAUUUGCUUUAACACACUACGUAACCCCGCACAGAUCUGUACUACCAAGAUCCCACGCUUGUCGUCUGGUCCCCCUCAUCAGUUUCAGAAUGCUUUGCAGAAAGGAAAUUCCAUUUCUGUUACGCUCAUCAAAAGACUUCAGUGAGAAAGGCCACCUGACCAGCAUCCCAGAUGUCACUGAGUUAUUUUCUUUCUUAAGUUGCUGGACUGUGAAGCAUUAUCACAGUGCAUGAGAGGGAGUUCCUUUCCUUGCAAUAAACAGUCAGAAAAAAACAUUAAUUGAUAAUUUUUUCUUGUCUGCUCAGGGAUGUCAAGGUGAGCUUAAUGAGUAUUUGACAAGCUAUACAUAAACACUUUUCUUUUACACAGAAGUAUAUAUAUUUAAUACAUUUAUUAAAACACUCCAAAUUAUUAAAAUAACACGACAAACUAUCAGCACUUCAAUGCAAGAAAUCGAGGGUGUCAGUUCUGAAGGGUCAUGGGGUUUUGUGUGUGUGUGUGUCACUAAAGUGUUUUGAUGAGUGUAGCAGAAAUGGAAUUUCCUUUCUGCAUAUAUGGGGGGCACGGUGGUGUGGCGGGUUUGGCCUCUGCCUUCUCUGGCAGGUCUGGGG
Scleropages formosus (Asian bonytongue) is the source of this 4056-nucleotide messenger RNA. RefSeq names its product MLX interacting protein (gene mlxip). Gene Ontology annotation, biological process: regulation of transcription by RNA polymerase II. Bases 201 to 2894 code for a protein of 897 amino acids. Gene Ontology annotation, molecular function: DNA-binding transcription factor activity, RNA polymerase II-specific; RNA polymerase II cis-regulatory region sequence-specific DNA binding; protein dimerization activity. Lineage: Eukaryota; Metazoa; Chordata; Actinopteri; Osteoglossiformes; Osteoglossidae. The transcript is spliced from 17 exons. Gene Ontology annotation, cellular component: nucleus. The record is from RefSeq and is a predicted model, not a curated record.